Messenger RNA from Pecten maximus, 760 nucleotides. RefSeq names its product apolipoprotein D-like. Lineage: Eukaryota; Metazoa; Mollusca; Bivalvia; Pectinida; Pectinidae. Bases 41 to 658 code for a protein of 205 amino acids. Gene Ontology annotation, molecular function: pigment binding. The transcript is spliced from 5 exons. The record is from RefSeq and is a predicted model, not a curated record.
CCUAGCCUUUACACAGUUGUCAUUUGCAAGACGGUUGAAGAUGGACGUCAAACUUCAGUUACUGGUUAUACUAGGAACUGGGUUUUCUGCUACCACAGCAAUAAACUUUCCGUCCAUGCUUCCCAAUCUAUCGGAUGAUGGUCCAGAAUGUCCGGAUAUUCCAGCAAUUUCCGAUUUCAAUCUUAACCGGUAUGCUGGAACAUGGUACGAGGUACAAAAGUUCAACACCACAAUGCUGAGUAACUCAAAAUGUGCGUCGUAUGUCCACGCUACGUCAGGUGAUAACGGCCUUACUGUGGAUUAUAGAAGGGUCGUAACACUCAUGGGGCGUACUUUUGACGUAUCAUCGCGAGGAACAUUUUCUCGACACGACCUAGAGCGACCAAACCUUUUCAGUGUCGUCAUACAAAAGUUAAAGUUCCUGAAUUAUUUCAUUGUCGAGACGGACUACGAUCGGUACUCCGUCGUGUACACGUGCUCAAAGCUUCCGGGCCUCCCACGAGUUGAAAUGGGUUGGAUUUUGUCACGGGAUAAACAGUCUCUACUCUCAGCUGAUGAAAUGUCAAGCCUGUCAACACGGAUAGCUGAUGUUGGUAUCGACACCUCUAGAUUCAUAACAUCCAGCCAGACGUCUUGUGAAGCCAACUUUAUAUUCUAAUCCCACUUUAGACAUUAUUAUAUCGAGUUUUGUGUCGUUAUUGUGUGUUUUGCAUCAUAUUUAAUAUAUGUUAAUGAAGGCAUUAAAACCACCAAAAAUGUU